Messenger RNA from Cygnus atratus (black swan), 4182 nucleotides. It is a transcript of the gene SH2D4B, whose product is annotated as SH2 domain containing 4B. The transcript has 8 exons. The record is from RefSeq and is a predicted model, not a curated record. Gene Ontology annotation, cellular component: cytoplasm. Bases 974 to 2020 code for a protein of 348 amino acids. Lineage: Eukaryota; Metazoa; Chordata; Aves; Anseriformes; Anatidae.
AACAUGAAUAUGGCCAUGAUAGGAGCAAAUUCUGAUAACUGAAUUGCAGCAGCCAAUCCUCUAGAUUUCUGAGGAUGGCAGACAGCAGCUUGUGUCAUUCAGUACUUCACAGAAAAUGAAAGGGAGAUCUGAUCUGCUGAUGAGACAUACAUGUAGCAUUGAGAGAAGAGAAAUGUGAAACAGUAGUAGUGCAUUUUCUGCCAUCUGGUUGGCAGACUUACUGCCCUACGGUAAGCUAAAGAGGUGCUUAAAGAAUUCUAAGGUAAACACAUGAAAAUAAUCUUGUUUAGCAAUUGCAGAUAAUCUUAUUUUGGGUAAUCACCAAAUAUCCUCUUGAGUGUGCAUAGGUAUCUUAAGAUGACUUAGUAAACGGAGAGAGGGGACCUAGACCAACAGCCAUAACCUACUUGAAUCCAUUGUUACUCAAGAAUAGCUAGAAAAUUUGGCCAACGUAUGGUGUGUGUCUUUUCAUAGGAACUUGAUUAGUACAGUGGUAGUUUUUCCAGAACAAGAGUUUCUGUUCCAAGAAAUUAUUCAAUCACAUGAGUAGCUUAGUCAUUUUGUGGCCAUAUUGUAUAGUGUAUUUAAUAUAACAUGAUGUGUUCCCUUUGCGUAUUUGAGCCAUAGGGAAUGUAGAGGAGGCUCAUCUGCCUGUUGGGAGAGAGGAAAGGUACCACAGGGAUAGUACAGUCCUCUCUUGAAGUGAGAGAAGUGAGGGUGAAUUUACUCGAACUGGUCCUCUUUCUCAGAAGGUAGCUGUCAAAAGUGGAUGGAGGCUUAGCACGGGAAGCAGCAGUGGAAACCUCAAUGCAGAAGUUUAGAAGAAAGGAAAAAAUAAACAAGGGCGUGAAGAACUACAUUGAGUGGCAUUGCUGGAAAAGGAUGAGGAGGUACCUGUUACGACUGAGGACAUGGUGAUGGAAAGCACGUGCAGUGGCUACGUGGGAAGGACGGUGAGGUCUGGGUCUGGGUUAUGGGAGAAGCCCCGGGCGACAAGCCAUAUGAGCAGAUAUCAGAGGAGCUAAUAGCAGAACGAGCCAGGCAACAAGCACAGAAGGAGGCAGAGGAGCUAUGGAGACAAAAAGAAGCUGAAAUUACAAAGAAAUUCCGGGAUGCUAUGGCUCAAGAAAAAGCCAGAAUAGUGGCAGAAAAAUGGAAAAUAGAAAUAGAAGAUCGGAAAGCUGCCAAAUUGGAGGAGGAAAGAAUUCAGGAGGAGUUGAAGAAAAGAGAAGAAGAGGAAAGACAAAAGGGUGAAGAACAAAUAAGGCAGCAGGAGGAAAUCCGAGCAAAAGAGCUGUAUUUGAGCCUCAAGCAAGCUCAGCAGCACAGUCAACACAGUGAUGAUGACCAGGAGUGGGAAGAACAGUUGCGUCGCUCCAAAGCCGCAGAUGAGGAAAGGAGCCACAAAGCACGCAGGGCAAGGGAUGAAUACCGACGGCAAUCCUUGCGAGCCAUCCAGAAGGGAAGAGUGGCUGGUCUGAGUAAUUUGUUCCAGGGGACAAGCCUGAAUAAUGAACAGGAGACAAAACUGAACUGCAACAGUACAAGUCCUUUGCUGUCUCUCUCUGCAGCAUCCAGUAACAUCUGGGAGCGCCCAUCUAGACCCUUUUCUCGAGAAGUCAUCAUUCGUUGGUUCAAAGAAGAGCAGGUACCUCGACGUGCUGGGUUUGAGAGGAACACCAACAGGAUUGCGCAAUGGUUUCAUGGUAUUAUCAGCCGCCAGGAGGCAGAAGAGUUGUUGAUGAAUAAAUCUGAAGGAACAUUCCUGGUGCGAGUCAGUGAGAAAAUCUGGGGCUAUGCGUUGUCUUAUCGCCAGCAAAGUGGGUUCAAACACUUCUUGGUUGAUGCUUCGGGGGAUUUCUACAGCUUCUUGGGGGUAGAUCCAAACCGACAUGCAACACUGACAGAUCUUAUUGAUUUUCACAAGGAGGAAAUCAUCACAUCCUCAGGUAGGGAGCUACUACUGGAACCAUGUGGACAGCAGAAGAAUCCACCAGACUACAGCCCUUUAUUCGAGUAACCAGAACUAACAGUAAUGUGUUCUGGAUAGCUACAGUAAUAGAUAGCUACAAAAGUAAACACUAAAAAGUAAUUAACAAACUUUCAAAGCCACUAGUCUUGUGGCCAAAAUAAAUAUCCUCAUUAGAAGACCCAAAAUAUUUCUGUUUCACAUCUGAAUUAUCAUUAUUAUUCAUAUUGCUAAUAUUCUGAAGAUGAGAACUUACUGUCAGAUUGCAAAUGAAGACUGUUACCAGAAAUUUUUAAGAGGUUGUGGCCAAUUGCACUGAAAGCUAAGUUCCUAUCUUAAUUUUCUUAAUGUUUAAGAUUGAAAAAUAAAAUCAUAUAUUUGUAACAGCUAGAAGUAUGGAUGGGAAUUAUUCAUCAAGUACUGUAUAGAGUACCAAUAUUGUUGAACGGGUUCUUUUUUCCAAAGCAAGGUUUAUCAGUUUCUGUUGACAAUCUCAUCACUCAGUGAUUCACUUUUGAUAACAAGAGAUGCAGUCUUAAAAUGUCCUUUUACAGUUUGUCAUUGCUAAAAUGUUUAGGUAUAGCUGGAAACUUGCCAUCAUGCUUUUGAAUAUAGACCGACAAAGUUAACCACAGCAGACAGUCAGAACAAGGUCAUUCACAUUUUAUUUACGAUUUCAUGCAGUCCAGCUGCCGUGGAAGGAAUUUGACUUCUGUACAGAAAGUGGUUAGUUUCUUCUAAAUUAGUUAUUCUAGUAACCACAACUCACACUGAUCUUGUCAUAUUUUGUGUAGUGAUGUGCAACACGCUGGAGAUUGCUAGCUUUAUUUUGCUAUAGUACCAGAUACCUUCCUUAGCUGAGCUAUAAAUGGUUACUCUAACACCUCAUAAUAAAGCAAAUCAAGAAGUGCAGCAAAUAAGCAAUGCUUAUUAGCUGGAACAGUUGAUCUUAGUUUACAUUUCUCAGAUGAGAAGACAGCUGGGCUUCUUGCAACAAGUAGUUUUACAGUGCUAGAACAUUCUAUAGCUACAGCUAAUAUCUUGAGUAACAAAUUGACUUGGAAGCUAGAUAAAGGGGCAAGAUACCCAAGUUGUUUUGGAAUUUUGUUAAAGUGUGGUCCUCUGCAGGUCGGCAGGGGUGGAUCCCCAAAAUGGAAUACAGCUUUGCAGUUCUGAAUGUAGACGUAAUUCCUCUAUUAGGAUCUACAAUCUCUGUUAAAUGAGAAGCCUGGUAUGUCUGAUCUGGGUCUACAAUACACCUGGUAAAGGUAUAUACAGACAUGAAUCCAGCUGGUGGAGCUCAGCACAGGGUAAUUCACUGUGCUUUUCAAAUAUAGACCGUAUAGAAACCAUCACAGAAAGUUGCGUGUUUUUUUUCAUUCAGUAAGUGCCCCUCCAAAGAGACCCCAUAUCUAUACUAUCUGCUUUCUCAAAAAACUAGCUCUCAUUUUGCACCUUUUAUAUAGGCAUCUCAAGAAUCCCCCCAUCUUCAGGUUAUUUACAGCUGCACAUGUUCCAUUACAGAAGAACUGUACCCCUACUUUACAGGAGAAGGGAAAGGGACAUUUUAAAGUUAAGAAGUGUAAAUAUACAAAGACUCUGAGGCCAGAGAGCAGCAGUUGACUGUAGGACUGAUAGCCCAAAGAGAGUACUGAAUAAUUAAGACGAUAUUUAGACAUCUAAACAUCUUUGCAGAGUGGUAUUUUGCCUUAAAGAACUGUUUGUUUGUUUGUUUAUUUGUUGUUUUUUUAAAGGCAUAAAAUGACUUCUCUUAGGAGAAGUUGCUAAGCAUGCUGGAAAACAUAUAUGCAAUUUCCAGAGUUUUUCUGAAGAUUACUCAAGCCAUUGUACACAAUUUUGGGAAUGUUUAAAUACAGAAAAUUGAAGAACUUGUUCAAUAAGGAAUUCACAUUUGUAGAGAUUAUUAAUAUUACCACUAUUUAUAUUUCUUUCUAGUUACACAAUUCUCAACAACUUCCUGCAUUUUGUUUAGUGGAUAAGAAGGCUUGGAAAUAUGGCUCUGUAUAGUACAUGUCCUAUUGUGAUGUAAUUAACAACCUAACGGCAGUUUCAUUUUCAUUUCAGACUACAUUUCUUACUUCUAAUUUUGUAAAUUCCUCUGCCUAUUCCAUCUAUUUCUUAUGCUGGGUUUUACCUGGCUUUAAAAUAAAUUCCAUGUAAGUUCCUCUGCAAAUGAAAUUACUGUCUGGAAA